AUGCGCUUAGUUGAUAAAGAAAGAAUAUUUUUUAUCCCGCAUCAUGCUGUAGUUAAACAGGAAAACGGUAACAUGAAAAUUUGGGUAGUCUUUGAUGCGUCAGCCAAGUCGUCAUCUUUGUUGUCACUUAAUGACUGCUUGGCAACCGGUCCAAAAUUGCAGAGUGAUAUUACUGACAUACUACUUCUAAGCCGUUUUAUCGAGUAUUUAUGUAUUGUCAACAUCGAGAAGAUGUACAGGCAGCCCCAAGUCAAUGACGCACAUUGUGUAUCCCAACAUAAACUUUGGAGAAAAUUGCAUAAUGAAGAGGUCCAAGAAUACGAAUUAUGUACUGCUACUUAUGGUGUCAAUGCAGCUCCGUUUUAG
Myzus persicae (green peach aphid) is the source of this 366-nucleotide messenger RNA. RefSeq lists its product as uncharacterized. The transcript has a single exon. The coding region runs from base 1 to 366 and encodes 121 amino acids. Lineage: Eukaryota; Metazoa; Arthropoda; Insecta; Hemiptera; Aphididae. The record is from RefSeq and is a predicted model, not a curated record.